Molecule: messenger RNA, 2021 nt
Organism: Chrysoperla carnea
Lineage: Eukaryota; Metazoa; Arthropoda; Insecta; Neuroptera; Chrysopidae
Product: hexosaminidase D-like
Exons: 10
Coding region: 136-1638 (500 amino acids)
Biological process (GO): carbohydrate metabolic process
Molecular function (GO): hexosaminidase activity
Source: RefSeq, a predicted model, not a curated record
GUUAACCGACUAUAUUAAGUUGAUACAAUUGCACAAACAUAAAUAUUCGAAUAUUUUCGUAAUUUCUAGUACAUCGAAAGUACUGUUUAUAUCACGUUUAUUUCUAGAAUGUAACUGUUUGCUAUAAAAAUUAAAAUGGAUGUUUUGACGUUAGGAUCCCAAAGACUUAUCCAUUUGGAUAUGAAGGGGGCACCUCCUAGAUUAUCAUAUUUAGACAAGUUAUUCCCAUUACUUAGAGAUUGGGGUGCGACUGGUCUUCUGAUUGAAUGGGAGGAUACUUUUCCAUAUACAGACGAUUUAAGUUUACUGGGAAGCCGUUCUGAACAUAAUGAAAGUAUUGGCGGAUUUUAUACUAUUGAGGAAGUUAAUCAAAUACAAGAUUUAGCUACGAUUAACUCUCUUAGUGUUAUUCCUUUAAUACAAACAUUUGGACACUUAGAAUUUCUAUUGAAACAUAGUAAAUGGCGAAGUUUACGUGAAGUUGAAAAUUAUCCAAGUAGUAUGUGUCCUUCACAUUCAGAUUCCUUGCCAACAAUACGUAAAAUAAUUACUCAAAUCAUAAAAAAUCAUCCCAAUAUACAAUACAUUCAUAUUGGGGCUGAUGAAGUAUGGCAUAUGGGACUGUGUCCUUCAUGUGAACGUCGUGUUCAAACAUGUAAAAAUGGCAAAGCUGAUUUAUUUUUAGAGCAUAUUAUGAAUGUUGCACAAUUUAUUAAAGACCAUUAUCCCAAUUUAAAAAUAAUUAUAUGGGAUGAUAUGUUACGCAAUAUUGAUACAGCUGUUUUACAAGAAUAUAAUUUGGGCACGUUAGUGGAACCUAUGGUAUGGCAUUAUAAUCCUAUGGAAACUUUUUCGUUAGGGCCGUCUUUAUGGGAUAAAUAUAGUAAUGUAUUCCCCAAUAUUUGGAUAGGUACAGCUUUUAAAGGAGCUACAGGAUGUACUCAGAUUGUACCUGUUCAUCGCCAUCACAUUAGUAACCAUGAAACAUGGCUGGCUGAAUUGAAUUCUAAUGUGAAUAAAAUUCAAAAUUUUCGAGGAUGUGCUUUUACAGGAUGGUCAAGGUAUGAUCAUUAUGCGUUAUUAUGUGAACUGUUACCUUGUGCGCUUCCAAGUUUAGCACUCUGUUUAAAAGUUUGGCUAAAUGGUGGUUACAAUACUAAUUUAUUGAAAUCUGUUAGUAAAAUGUUAGGUUACAUAAAUGUUCCUUUAAGUUUAGAACCGCCUAUACGUCCUACACCAAUCCCAACGGAAUUAUUAUUUCCCGGUUGGCAAAUACUUGUCGGUAUGGAAUGGUUUUUAAAUACGAAAUACCGAUAUAAAAGUAUCGUGGAGAGUGAUCAAUUGGAUGCUUGGUUUAAUUCUAGUCAAAUACGCAAAAAUUACACAAAUCCAAUGCAAAUUGAAAGGUUUAUUGGAAUCUUUACCGACUUACUUUUUGAAGUCUCAUCAGUAGAAAAAUAUUUACGAGUCCAAUUAGAUUUAGUGUUUAAUACUAACGUAGGGGAUGAAUUUAUCGAUUCACGUAUAACACCCAUUAAAGAACAUAUUAAACAACUGAAAUCAGAUUGUGAAUUACAAGUAUCACGUGGUGUACAACCAUAUCCAUCAGUAAAUCGAGUCACAUCAUAUCCCAGUUAGAUAGAGUUUCAUAAAAUUCUAUGAAGGCUAAAGUUAAAGUUUCUAUCUUGUCAGCAUAAACAUUUAUAACAUUUAUACCUGACCUAUUUUUGAUUUUUAAUUUUCUAUUAUAUCUUUGUAUUGUGUUAGAUUGAACAAGAUUUUUACAACAAUUUGGUUUUAUAUUCCAAAUGACAUCUUUUUACACUUUUUGAAUCUAUUUUGCCGAUAAUUGCCACACUCUUGUACUUCUUGUACAUGCUUUAAUUUUUGCAUGCAAUCAUUUCAUGAUUGGGUUACUUGACUCCAAUAAAUUUUGGGCUUGAAAGAAUUUGAGUUCGUUUCGAUCCCUUCACAUGAAAUUUUUAUUGAUAUUAAAAAGAGUUUUAGAAUUAUUAGUUGUU